Messenger RNA from Jaculus jaculus (lesser Egyptian jerboa), 5724 nucleotides. It is a transcript of the gene Resf1, whose product is annotated as retroelement silencing factor 1. Lineage: Eukaryota; Metazoa; Chordata; Mammalia; Rodentia; Dipodidae. The record is from RefSeq and is a predicted model, not a curated record. Gene Ontology annotation, molecular function: histone methyltransferase binding. The transcript is spliced from 6 exons. Gene Ontology annotation, cellular component: nucleus. The coding region runs from base 429 to 5087 and encodes 1552 amino acids.
GCCGAGCCCGCGGACCGGCCCCGGGCCGUCCCGGAGCCGUCUCAAGUUUGUUGCUGGCGUGCAUCCGCGUACCUAGGGUCGGGCCGGCUGCUACCGGCGCAAUAAGGAAAAUUGUCAACCAAGUAUUUUUGUCGCGGAACGAGGGUGCUGAGGAUUGGGCUUGAACUGCUCGUGAAUUCCAGCCGAAGAGGGACCAAAGAAGUAAACAACACACCCUUUGUGGAAGUGACUGACAUGUUUGGAGGGAUAUGUACAAUAGUUAAAAAGUAAAAUCGUGUUUAAAGGUGCCUCAUUUUUCUACCACAAAGAGAUUCCCUGGAUCUUGCUGACAUUUGCUUUCGCCUGGAAGUUACAGAUGCUGUCACCCUAGAUUCCUGACUUUUAAAACAUCAGUCUUUAACUGCACUGCUAAGACAAUCAGGUCAACUAUGAAUUGGAAUGCAAAACCAGAGAGUACUACUUUACCUCCACCAUAUCCUAAAAGCCAGGCAUCUAUUUUGCAGCAGUAUUUAAUACACCAACCUCCCACGGCAUCGCAAAGUUCUAUCAUCUAUCCUGCAAAUAACCAAGAAGCAUGCAUGUAUUCCAGUAAUCCAAAUUCAGUUUCACAACCACUUCCAAAUAUCAGAAAUUAUAAAACUCCUCAAAUCCCUGUUUCUAAUAUGCAUAAUAGGACAGUUGUGACCUCACAGACUAAAGUUGAAAGAAUUACAUAUGGAAAUGUUAAAGGACCUCAACAACCAACUCAUAAUUUGCAGGUAUCUUCAGGAAUAAUGCAAAAUGUAUGGUUGAACUCACCAAUAAGGAAUUCUAUGUCUUCUCAUACAGAGGCCAUUGUAUCUCAUCAGACUGAUUUUGGAGCUAAUAUGCUUUAUGUGCAUGUGCCACAGAACCAGCUUUUGACAUCAGAUACCUAUUCUAUGCAACUACAAAUGACUCCUUCAAAUUCUGUCAGAGAUCCUGUAACUUGUCAAGGAAAUCAGGGGCUUAACCAUUCAGUACCAGAUCAAUUGGUUGACUGGGCACAACAGUACACAUCCAACGAACUGACAUACCCAGAUUGUAGAGCACAUCCAAAGCAGUAUUCUUACUCACCACAAGGCUUUUUGCAAGAUCCCACUGUUCAGAAACAAAACAUUAUGCCAUCUACAUCAUUACAAGUUAAAAAUAAUCAACUUUCAACUUCUGCACAGACUUUACAGGCAAAGCAUUUAGUCCCUGUGUCCUUUCAAUAUGCCAUGGACACCAAUAGAAGACCCCCUCCUCCCUCUUACAACUGUAGAUUCGGGAGCCAGCCUGGACAAGCUCCUCAGCCUGCUGUCAAACACUUGUCUGUAGAAAUCCCUCAGAGCUCGGAAGUGCACUCAUCUGAGCAAAGGAAAGAUCUUUGUAAACGCUUUCAACAGCAGUGGCAGAACGCUAAUGAAAAUAGUGGUACCAUUGGAAAUGUUUGUGAGUUUAAUGUCAAACAACCAUAUAAUGAGCCGGUUAGAUCCUCUGUAGAGGGUGCUCAGACGCCUACUCAAAAUAAUCAAGAGAAAAAAUUGUAUUCAUGCAAUACUAAUGCAAAUCUGGUACUGGACACAAAUAUCACAAAAGAAAAGUUAGUGAGAGAUAUUAAAUCAUUAGUAGAAAUUAAGAAAAAGUUUUCAGAGCUUGCAAGGAAAAUUAAAAUCAAUAAAGAUCUUUUGAUGGCUGCUGGUUGCAGUAAAGCAGCGAACAGCUCUUAUGGCGAGCCAGCCCAACACUGUGAGUUCUCAACAAAAGGAAUGCCCGCUAAGAGCGACAGUCACUGCUCCAUGGAAUUGCUUGCAACAUGUCUUUCUCUGUGGAAAAACCAGCCUCCAAAACCCACAGGGGAAAAAGCCUUAAAAUCCUCAGAGGAAGAGCGUUGUAGCAAGUCAGGAGCCAACAUAGCAACAGACAGAAGUGCAAAGCCUGUGGAAGUUAAGAGCCUUUGCUCUGCUGAGGGAAAUUCUCAGAAAACGGUGAACCCAUCACAAACAGUUUUGUCAGUGGUAACACAGAGUUAUGAGUCUUCCGGUGGUACUGUUGCAAAAGGGACAGAGCUCCAGAUUGCUGUGGUAUCUCCCUUAAUCCUUUCCAGUGUCAAAGCCUUACCUGAGAAAGGGGUAGGCUCUGUUGGCCCACUAUAUCCAGUUGUUAAGGAAGGGAGCGUUUGUACUUUACAAAACCAGCUGGCAGAAGAUACAACAUUAGCUGCUGCUUUGAACUUCGAUGUUAAGGUACCAGCAGCACAUGGUCCAUUGGCUGAAGGGUCGCUGCCAGCUCAGAAGGAGAAGGGUUAUGAGUCACUACAGGAAUACCCACAGGUCACAAGGGAUGCCAGCCCAGGGAAGCUCCUUGCACUUGACGAUCAGCAGGCCUUGCCCAAACCAAGUGACAGCACUGUUGCAAGUGGGCACACGUUGCAGAUUGAAAGUAUUUGUUCUCUUGCUGAAGGUGAUGUAUCCUAUAAUUCCCAGAUAGCAGAGAUAUUCAAUUCCUUCCCUUUGAAAAAUGAUGUGCUCCAGAAACCUCUUUCACCUGGUCAGCAGUUAGUUAGCAGCCAACAAAAGGAACAAGUAGGUCACACCACUUCAAACAAUGUCUUUGGUUUCCGGGAAGAUAAGAGUGUGCAGUGUACAGGUAACCCUCAUGAGGUGAUGGGGCGGCCAGCAUUCCUGCAGUCUCUGCAGCCAUCCACAUUGGAGCACGCUGAGGCAGACAGAGAGACUGUGGAGGAAAGCAAUUUGGAGCUAACCACUAAGACCGAGAGCACAGCUAAGCAUGCAUGUGGUCCACCAGCUGCUCCUCAGCAAGAUCCUUGCCCUCCGGAAGAGGAGGUUUGCCCCAGUCAUUUUGCCCAAGAUCCCAUAGUAGAUGAGAUGUGUGAUGAAAAAGAGCCUGUUCUAUGCCUGCAUGACCAGCUGUCAGAACUCUUGAAGGAGUUUCCCUAUGGUAUUGAAGCUGUGAGCAGACGUGAAGGUUGUGUGGGCCAACAAAAGGCUGAUCAAAUCUUGGAAAAUCAAACACGUGACAAAACUGGUUGUGUCUCUGAGGACAACACAGACCAAAUACAAAUUACAAUAUUAAGCUCAGAACAAAUCAAGGAAUUGUUUCCUGAAGAAGACAGUCAACCCUGUGACAUAGGCAGAUUGGCAGAACCUGAGAAAGAAACAGCUGUCGCAGAAGUGGGGAGCUUGUGUGACCCACAAGCCCUUAGUGGAGAGAGUUGUGAUCCUAUUAUGUUGGAUUCUGAGAAAGACAAAAUCCACUGUUGCGCAUUGGGCUGGCUCUCAAAGGUCUACGAGGGCGUACCCCAGUGUCGGUGCGGUUCCAGCAAGAGCGCAGGCUCGGAGGGGGAGGGAGAGAACGAGAACAAGAACGGCCAGGGUUCUCCUUUGGAAACCAACAGUUGCAGACAAAUAGAUGGAGAUGUUGCUGUUGUUGAAGUUAAUAGUGUUAAAAAUAACCUAAACACUCCUUUGACCUUAGCAGAGGAAGGUCAUCCUGAAACACAUGGCAAUAAUUUAAAAACGUCUAAGAAAACACAGAACAACAGUUCACUAAGGACCGAACCAGAAGUGAUUAGUCAACUUUCACUUAAGUGUGAAAGCAAGGAUCGAAAAGAUACAUCUAAGAUAAACCAGGGCAGUUCACUAAAAAUAGGACAAAAAAUGACUAGUCAGUUUCCAUCUAAAUGUGACAAACCAGAUCCCUUAAACAGUCAUUCAAGAAAGAAAGCCCUAAAAUUUUUUGAUGUAAGUUUCAAUUCCUGUAAUAACAGGCCUACAUUUUCUGAACAAGUACCUCAGGAAAGCUUGCAGAAGAAACACAGUCCUCAAAACUCAGGUCUGCUAAAAGCACAAGGACAUCUUUUGCCAAAGAAAGAUCUGUGUAGGAGGAAUGGCUCACUGGUUCUAUCAGCAUCACCAGAAAAGAAAAAAUUGAAAUUCAAAGCAGGUGGCUCCAAACUAAAAUACUUUGAAAAAAGAAAGACAGACCAUGGGAUCAUAUCAGAUUUGGAAAUAAAAAAGAAAAAAUACGAAAAACAAGAUCAACCCAAGAAUGUGGGAGGCACAGUCAGCCUGUGCAGUACACCAACAAGCCCAGAUGAGCAAUCCGGUGUUAAAGAAAAGAUGGUAUCAAAUUCUGAACCCUCAGACCUGAAAAGUCGGUCCUCCAAGACUCCUAGAGUGAUAACAGUGAAAGAAUAUUUGCAGAGGCAGAAAAACAAAGACAUAAUAAGGAACAAUGCUUCCAAAAGCUGUGUGAGAAAUGUGCCAUGUGGCUCUGAGCAGGAACCCAGUCAGCUGCUCGCACCAGCGGGCUGGGAGAAGGGAGCGGGGAAAGAUAGCAACAGUGCAGAGAGCUUGAGAGAACUGGGCCCCGCGCCGACAAGCAGCGGCAAGAACAAAGCCGAGGACCCUAAGACAUGUGAUGUAUCGAAGAGAGUCCAAGGAAAAGUUGAUGGGAAGCCACCUGACAAAGCGUGGUUUGAUAAGACCGAUUCCGAGAAAAGACUGGCCAACGUGAGCAAUGAAGCUGAGUCUGGCCAGCUGCUUCGCCAGGCAAAGGAACAAAGGAAACUGUAUCUGAACAGAGUUGCAUUUAAGUGCACUGAAAAAGAAAGCAUUUGUCUCACCAGAUUGGACAGUGCAUCCCAGAAGGUUAGUAAAGACAGGAAGAGCCAUGAAAACACACCUAAGACAGAUGAUGUGAAAAAACCUAGCCUGCUGGAAUUUAAAUUAUGCCCAGACACGCUAUUGAAGACUACAAACUCUGUUGACAAGCCGGACAACCCAACUUCUGGGAAGGAUCCAGCAUCCUUGCAAGUUUCAGGAAUAAAAAGUACAAAAGAAGACUGGUUAAAAUGUGGACCUACAAGGACAAAGGCAUCUGAAACCAGCCAAGAAAUAGAUAAUGCAAAUUCAAGAGUCUCCAAGAGAAGCUUCAGUGCCGAUGGAUUUGAGACUGUACAAAACCCAGUAAAAGACUCAAAUACCAUGUUCCGGACCUAUAAGCAGAUGUACCUGGACAAGAGAAACAGAAGUCAGAGCCUUGAAAGCAGUUCUGUGAAGUAAUCGCAGGACCUGAGGGUUUUGUAGUUGCUGCCAGGAAACCCCUGGUCUUUUCUUUUCAGGAUCCUUUGCUGGAAAUAAUAACUCAGGAUUGUUACAAUAAGGCUUUUUCAUUGAUGCUGCAUAAUUAAAACAAUUUGAUACCUGUCUGUAAGCAGACUAAAAAUAAAUGGCAUGUGAUAUUCUGCCUUGUUGAACCAUACUUGUUGGCGUUUUAAGAAAGCUUAUCUGGUGAGAUGAUGGACAUCUGUAAUCCUGUUACUGGGGAGGCGGAGGUAGGAGGAUUAGGAGUUCAUCUCACAGCUACUUCCUGAGUUCUGGGCCAGCCUGGGCUACAUGGGACCCUGUAUCCAAAAACAAACAAGGGGGUUGUAGCCAAAGUCUUGUUUUGAAAUGCUAACUCCUGAAGUAACUCUAUUGGUUGAAGACAUGGUUAUUUUGACUGGCACUGUAAAUAUAAUUUUGUUUCUAAGCUACAUUAGCACAACUUUCAGAAAUGCCCACUGUGAAUGUCAAAGUAUAUUUUACGUAUUUUGUACUUAAUUGUAGUUUUUUUUUUUUCUUCAGAAGUCUUGUUUUAUACUUGUUAAAUUGAACACAAAUUUUGGAUGUCUGGACAUUACUUUUCAUACUUGAAAUA